Molecule: messenger RNA, 939 nt
Organism: Aspergillus thermomutatus
Lineage: Eukaryota; Fungi; Ascomycota; Eurotiomycetes; Eurotiales; Aspergillaceae
Gene: tpcI
Product: questin oxygenase tpcI
Exons: 1
Coding region: 1-939 (312 amino acids)
Molecular function (GO): oxidoreductase activity
Source: RefSeq, a predicted model, not a curated record
AUGCCAAGGGCUGGCAGGCCGUCCUCUCUUGCAGAAGCCCUGUUCUCUCAGUUGUACGAAGGCCUCCUGCAUCCCAUCAUCCACCUGGGUUUUGGCGUCGAGUUUGAACAGCCCAGCAUCAUCGCCGAGGGCCUCGCACAUGCCGCCUCACACGACCCAGGCAACAUCUACGCCUUCUUCCACCGCAGCGAACAGCUCGCACAGUCCGGCUCUGUGCCAGCCAGGCCACUCAUCAAGUUGUAUAAGCAGGUCCGCCACAACGAGAAGACCCGGACCGCGGGUCGCAUGCAAGACGGGCCCUUCCGCCUCCGUGAUGGUCCGCUGGCUCGCGCCAUGGAUGAGAUCGUGGGCAUUGCGGCCCAGUUCCAGAUCCGGCCGGAGGAAUUGGAGCGCGGCACGGCCGAGAUGAUCAACUGUGCGGCGUACAGCGCUGGUGCGGCGCAGAGACCUGGCAAGGUGCCCAAGAUUGACUUCUUCAUCAUGCACAACAUUACCUGCUCCAUCUUCCUGAGCGUCCUGAGCAAGCAGUCGUGGAUCCAGCUUAAGGGCAGGGUCCGAUUGGUGGAGUGGAAGGCGAGGCUGGACCUGGCGUGGUACGCGGCAAACGGAGCAGCGGAAUUGCGCCUGGAGGACAUCUCUGAGUAUGAACCAACGGCAAGCAAGGGCAUGGACUGGCAAGCAUUGUAUAAGGCUGUCAACAAGGUCCAUGAUGACGGACAUAUCGCUAAGUUUGUGCGAGGUCUGAAGAACGGGGAGACCGUCUCAAAGCCCUUUGAGCAGGGGGACGGCGCCGCUUCUUUCCCCAUCAAGGGCGACUUAUGGCUUCGGAUUGCCCAGAUGGGCUACGACACUACCAAGGACGGCCAUGAUAAUAGUGAUAAGUGGGUCUGGGGCUCUGGAUUCGACCUUGCGUGGAUGAAGGUGCCGGACUCGAAGUAA